CAAACCAUGCUCCUGCAUACAGCGUCUGCAUUAUGCAAGUGCUAGCCCUGUUGCUAUCCUUGACAAGUCUAGCAGCCAUCGCAGUUGCACUACGCCUGUGGACUCGGCUGCGUCUCCGGAGUGCAGGAUGGGAUGACCUGCUAAUUGUGGUGGCCUUGGCCGCCAACCUGGUCCUCUUCUCCUGCCGAGUUGUAGGCAAGAAAUCCCACCCGCUUCAUCCAUUGCCUUUUAAACAACAACAACUAACACAAACACCCCCAGAGAUCCACCACGGCCUCACCAAACCAAGCGAAAACCUCACCACGCACACUCUCGAAUCACAACUCCGCGCCCUUUACCUCUCCCUCCCCUUCUACCAUCUCACCCUCAUCACCAGCAAACUCUCCGCCCUAGCCCUGUACACGCGCCUCUUCCGCCUCCGCCGCGUGCUGCUGACCAGUUACCUCCUCGCCGCCUUCCUCGUCCUCGCGGGGUUAUGGAUGGUCCUCAGCGGAUUUCUGUUCUGCUGGCCCGUACGGGCCUUCUGGACAGUCGUCCCAGACAGCACCAGCACCAGCCCCGGCGCACACUGCCUGCCUAAGGGACCGGUGUGGCUCCUUAACGGCGCAAUGCAGAUCUCCACGCAUGUCGUCGUGCUUGCGAUCCCGUUGGUGGUGAUUCCGCGGCUGACGCUGCGACGGAGACAGAAGGGGGGGUUACUGUUGUUGUUUGGGGUUGGGUCAAUUGUGGUCGCAAUCAGUAUUGUGCAGUUGGUCACGGUAAUUGGGAUUCUGGAGGGUGGGAAAGGGGUGACGGAGAAAUCCAUCCGAUCCGCCCUCCUGGCUAGCACAGAAGCCAGCGCCUCGAUCAUCUGCGCCUGCAUGCCCCCGCUGUACGCCUUGUUUAGUCGCGUCUGUUCUCGGUGUGUGUAUAUGGCGGAGUGGAUGGCUCGUGCGGGGCGGCGGCGGCAGCAACAUCAACAACAACUGACGCCAACCCAGGUGGGAGGCAUCCAAGCGAGGAGUAUCCAUCUCACGCGGCCGGUGAUUGAAGAACCGGCGUUUCUGCGCGGGGUUGGACUGGGGUUUGGGGUUUAUACGGCUAGUGUGGAGGUCUCGGUGCAGUGGCCCGGGGAGAGAAGGGGUGAGCAGGAUGAGAUUUCCGUCGUGAGGACUGUGGAUGUCGACGUCGAUAUCGAGCGGGGGAGUAAGGAUUGGGAUUUGGAUCCGGGGAGAUGGGGUGAGAAGAUGGGGUGA
Aspergillus saccharolyticus JOP 1030-1 is the source of this 1235-nucleotide messenger RNA. RefSeq lists its product as uncharacterized. The coding region runs from base 33 to 1235 and encodes 400 amino acids. Lineage: Eukaryota; Fungi; Ascomycota; Eurotiomycetes; Eurotiales; Aspergillaceae. The transcript is spliced from 5 exons. The record is from RefSeq and is a predicted model, not a curated record.